Plutella xylostella (diamondback moth) is the source of this 1843-nucleotide messenger RNA. RefSeq names its product mitogen-activated protein kinase kinase 1 (gene Dsor1). NCBI's taxonomy places the organism in Eukaryota, Metazoa, Arthropoda, Insecta, Lepidoptera, Plutellidae. Gene Ontology annotation, molecular function: ATP binding; protein kinase activity. The record is from RefSeq and is a predicted model, not a curated record. Gene Ontology annotation, biological process: protein phosphorylation.
ACAAAAUAUAAUUUGACAAAUGGUGAAACAAGGGAGGUGGUGACGAAUUUAUCGAAUUUUUAUUUAUUGUGCGGUGUUUCUAAUCUAAAUAACAGGUGUUUUGGGAAAAUACCACCAUUCUACGUAUCUUAAAAGUGUAAACCUAUAGAAAAAACAAUAUUCCUCUAAAUGCCGUGACGAAAACGAUCCCAAGAUGAGUAAGAUGUCGAAAAAUAAGUUAAAUUUGACCCUACCACCAGGGUCAAUAGACACAGCCCCGGCUGUAACACCUUCAAAUAUGACUCCCCAAUUAAAAUCUGCAACCGCUGUCGAGAGGCAGGGUCUUGCUGGGAAGUCUAAGACCAGUAUCGAAGCUCUCACUGAGCGGCUGGAGCAGAUAGAGAUGGAUGACACCCAGCGGAGGAGGAUAGAAGUGUUUCUCUGUCAGAAAGAGAAGAUAGGAGAGCUCAGUGAUGAUGACUUUGAGAAACUGGGAGAAUUAGGUCAAGGUAACGGCGGCGUGGUGAUGAAGGUGCGGCACAAGUCCACAAGCCUCAUCAUGGCACGCAAGCUCAUCCAUCUGGAGGUCAAGCCCGCCAUCAAGAAACAGAUCAUUAGGGAGCUGAAGGUACUGCAUGAAUGCAACUUCGCGCACAUAGUGGGCUUCUACGGAGCCUUCUAUAGUGACGGAGAGAUUUCCAUCUGCAUGGAGUACAUGGACGGAGGCUCGCUGGAUCUCAUCCUGAAGAAAGCGGGAAGGAUUCCUGAAAAUAUCUUAGGCACUAUAACAUCGGCGGUGCUGAAAGGCCUGAGCUACCUGCGGGACAAGCACGCCAUCAUGCACCGCGACGUGAAGCCGAGCAAUAUCCUCGUGAACAGCAACGGGGAGAUCAAGAUCUGCGACUUCGGCGUCUCCGGACAGCUGAUCGACUCUAUGGCCAACUCGUUUGUGGGCACCAGGAGUUAUAUGUCUCCGGAGCGGCUCCAAGGCACGCACUACUCGGUGCAGUCGGACAUCUGGUCGCUGGGGCUGUCGCUGGUGGAGAUGGCGGUCGGCAUGUACCCCAUCCCGCCGCCCGACGCCGCCAUGCUCGCCGCCAUCUUCGGCGAGCGCCGCGACCACCGCGAGCCCGCGCAGGCGCCCAACUCCCCGCGUCCGAUGGCGAUAUUCGAGCUGCUGGACUACAUCGUGAACGAGCCGCCGCCGCGCCUGCCCGCGGGCCUGUUCUCCGACCAGUUCAAGGACUUCGUGGACCGCUGCCUCAAGAAGAACCCCGACGAGCGCGCCGACCUCAAGACCCUGAUGAACCACGAGUGGAUCCACCAAGCGGACGCGGCGCGCGCCGACAUCGCGGGCUGGGUGUGCAAGACCAUGGACCUGAUGCCCUCCACGCCCAACUCCAAUGUGUCUCCUUUUUCUUCAUAAGCUGCAAGAAGUGCAUACUUUCAACAGCGAAAAAGGGUCAAAACAUUUCCCAAGAAAAAGCGGGUGAAACGAUCAGUGAGGACGCGGCCGAAGAGUAGCGGCUCGUCCCCAGCAGUAUGUCAACUCUAGAUACCAUUGUCCAUCACACACACACAUACACCAUCCAGCCACACGGAUAUGCAACCUCAUUGCCUGGUAACGCGCGGGAAAAAAGUUACGCUUCUGACACUGACAGCUGUGAUUGUCUAUGGUUGUGUUUUGUCUUUGGUCGGCCCAAAUUCAAAACAUGAUAGUGACAUUGCACUGAUUGUGACUGUAACUUUUAUCCUGUGCUAUUCUUUGAAAUUCGAAAGAUCAACAUUGGUAGUGGAUCUUUCCAUAAAUUAAAUGACACUGCACGACACACGUGAUACGUCUUCGACGAUUUAUAAAAGAACA